Messenger RNA from Lampris incognitus (smalleye Pacific opah), 584 nucleotides. Its product is annotated as calcium and integrin-binding family member 2-like. Lineage: Eukaryota; Metazoa; Chordata; Actinopteri; Lampriformes; Lampridae. Bases 1 to 564 code for a protein of 187 amino acids. The transcript has 6 exons. Gene Ontology annotation, molecular function: calcium ion binding. The record is from RefSeq and is a predicted model, not a curated record.
AUGGGCAACAAGCAAACCACGUUUACGGAUGAACAGUUCGAGGCGUACCAGGACUGCACUUUCUUCACCCGAAAAGAGAUCCUACAGUUACAUGGGCGAUACCGCGAGCUGGCCCCGCAUUUAGUGCCCCUUGAUUACACCAACAACCCGGACAUCAAACUCCCCUUGACGCUAAUCGUCACCAUGCCAGAACUAAAGGAAAAUCCGUUCAGAGACAGAAUAGUGGAGACAUUUUCGGAGGACAGCCAAGGGAGCCUGAGUUUCAAUGACUUUGUGGACAUGUUUUCUACACUCUGCGAAACAUCCCCGAGAGAGCUCAAGACGCUAUAUGCCUUCAAGAUAUAUGACUUUAACAAGGAUAACUUCAUAUGUAAGGAGGACCUGCAGAAGACCCUGAACAAACUGACCAAAGGGGAGUUAACCCCGGAGGAGGUCACCCUGGUGUGUGACAAGGUGAUCGAAGAGGCAGACCUGGAUGGAGACAACAAGCUCUCCUUUUCUGACUUUGAGAACAUGAUCUCCAAAGCGCCAGACUUCCUGAGCACCUUCCAUGUGAGAAUCUGAGAAUCCUCCCUGAUGCUGAC